AUGUCCAAUCAAUUUGUCUUCAACUCGCCGCCAGGCCCUCAAUCACCCAGAGCUCCCGUAAAUUCCACGUCCCAGAACAACACCCGAACCCUCCCUUCCGUGGGCCCGCGUAUCCCCACCGUCGGCCCCCGUGCUCGCGACCUCCACUAUUCCAUCCGUGACUUCCUCUCCGUUCACCCACUCCUCGAGCUCGGCGGCCAAGAACAUUUUACCGUCGAGCGCCGACGCCAUCAAGAGGUGUUUGGACUUCAUGCCCUACCCAAAAACAAAAUCCAUCCGAUUGACCAUGUUGAGUUUACCGCCAUCCGAGGGCCCCACGGGACGAUCCCUAUCAGGGUGCUGUAUCCCAAAAGUGGGAAGGACAGUAAAAACAAGGGAAGAGCUGGGGCCUUGAUUUACUUCCAUGGAGGCGGGUAUACGGUGGGGAGUGUGGAUGAGUUCGAAAACGGACUUCGCUUGGUCGCCGAAGAGUCAGGUUGUCAGGUCUACGCUGUCGAGUACAGGCUGGCUCCGGAGUUCAAGUACCCCACACAACUGGACGAGUAUUCGGCGGUGAUUGACUGGGUUCAAGGAGAGGGAGGCAAGACGAGGGGAGUACAUCCUGAUAAAGUGCUGGGUGGAGGGGAUUCCGCGGGAGGAAACAUGACGGCGGCGAUUUGCUUGAGGAGGAUGGACGAGGGCCGCAAGCCACUGGCCGGACAGGUGUUGCUCUACCCGGAGGCCAGACUACCAUUUGAUACGCCGGCAGCAAUGGAGAACAACUCCAGUCUAUACCUGGAAUGCAACGGUAUAUUCAGCUUUGCGAGCAACUAUCUGCCGCGGUCUGAAGACAUCUCCCCUCAAGACCGUUACAUCUCCCCCGGUAUGCAAUCCGUUGAAGACCUCCGUGGCCAACCGCCCGCUGCCGUGUUCACCUCCGGCUACGAUCCUCUCCGAGACGUCGGCUGCGAAUAUGCAAACAAGCUGUCAAAAGCUGGAGUACAGACUCGUUGGCAUCACUAUGACAACCUUACACAUGGCUGGCUUCAGAUGACGGCGUGGUCGGAAGCUGCAGAGCAGGCUGUCAAGGAUGUUGGCCAGGAGGUCAAGAGGCUGGCUGUUGCUGAUACACCGACACCCAGAUUGUCCCAGACGUGGAACAGUGGUGAUAUCAAGUUUGCUGGCUCGAGAUGA
Messenger RNA from Sordaria macrospora k-hell, 1173 nucleotides. RefSeq lists its product as uncharacterized. Gene Ontology annotation, biological process: triglyceride catabolic process. NCBI's taxonomy places the organism in Eukaryota, Fungi, Ascomycota, Sordariomycetes, Sordariales, Sordariaceae. Gene Ontology annotation, cellular component: cytosol. The record is from RefSeq and is a predicted model, not a curated record. Gene Ontology annotation, molecular function: sterol ester esterase activity; triacylglycerol lipase activity.